Molecule: messenger RNA, 2233 nt
Organism: Bufo bufo (common toad)
Lineage: Eukaryota; Metazoa; Chordata; Amphibia; Anura; Bufonidae
Gene: FGF7
Product: fibroblast growth factor 7
Exons: 4
Coding region: 603-1190 (195 amino acids)
Biological process (GO): cell differentiation; animal organ morphogenesis; fibroblast growth factor receptor signaling pathway
Cellular component (GO): cytoplasm
Molecular function (GO): type 2 fibroblast growth factor receptor binding; growth factor activity
Source: RefSeq, a predicted model, not a curated record
CUCCCUCUCACGAUGACUGAGAUUCACACAACUUUUUUUUCUCCCUCUUCUUCGUGCCUUCAGCUGCUGAGUGGUUAGAUCUAAUUGCUUCAGUGAGGUCACCAAAAGGUAUUUAUCGAAAAGCAUUGAACAACAACAGACUUAACACAGACACACAGAGAAAACCCCUCUUGCGCUUUGAUUUAUGGAAACAUUAAGGAUUGUACUACAGUUCUUUCUGGGUUGAGAAAUCUUGUCAGAGCAGACUCAUGUUGCAGAAAGCAGGCGGCAGAAAUGGACUACACAUAUAUCCAGCUGUUAUCUUCGAGAAUAAUUCUGUUAAAUUUGCAUUCAACAGUAUGUCCGAGUGGUCUUGAAUAUUAUUGCUGCCAAGGUUAUCCCAUUUUGAUCUUCUGAGGACACCGUGGAAAAAGAACAGUUUUGUGAAGUUCACAAUUUAUGGCAUAGACACAAGACAGUAAUACAAGCCUGGAGUUAAACUGAGUUGUUUCAUCUAAACGAAUAGCAAAGGGUACAACCAGGUCUUGGACCUAGAAACACAGAUCCACCUGAGAUUUAAGUUUCAUUAUGAUGUUCAUGAAAACCCAGAUCACUGCACUAUAAUGCGCAAAUGGAUACUAACUUGGAUCCUGCCAACUUUGCUUUACAUACCAUAUCUUUACACUAUCUUUCUACUGGGCACGCUCUCACUAGCCUGCAAUGACAUGACUACAGAGCAAACGGCUGCAAAUGUGAACUGUUCCAGCCUUGAGCGGCAUACCAGAAGUUAUGAAUUUAUGAAAGGGAGUGAUGUAAGAAUAAGAAAACUUUUUUGUCGAACACAGUGGUAUCUGUGGAUUGAUAAGCGUGGUAAUGUAAAGGGUACGCAAGACCCGAACAACAGCUACAGUAUUCUGGAGAUCAGAACAGUAACAGUUGGUGGGAUAGUGGCAAUCAAAGGAGUGCAAAGUGAAUAUUUUCUAGCUAUGAACAAAUCUGGGAAACUCUAUGGAAAGAAAUCUUGCAAUGAAGACUGCAACUUUAAAGAGCUAAUCCAAGAGAACAAAUACAACACAUAUGCAUCAGCAAAGUGGACCCAUAAUGGAAAGGAGAUGUUUGUUGCAUUGAGUAAUAAAGGCUCUCCAAUUAAAGGGAAGAAAUCCAAGAAAGAAAACAGAAGCUCUCACUUCCUUCCAAUUCAAACAUCCUAACCAAUAAUUAAAAGUUCCAGCAGAAUAUUUUUUUACCUUAAUAAUAUUAAUAAUUAUAAUAAUGAAAACAUACAAAAGGAAAAAGCUGGAUCUACUACUGAAAAUCCUAACAAGCUGGACUUGCAUAUGUAUGUGGAGAUAAAAGACUUCCACCAAAAAACUAAAAGGAGGGGGGAAAAAAUCGUAUCAUUUACCCAAAACAAGAUAUAGCUAAAUUCAAGUUGUAAAAAUUCUAAAGUUAUGUACAAACAUAUGUUAGUAAUAAUCCAGGGGUAUUAUUUUUGUUAAAUUAUCCAACCCCAAAGAAGGAGGAUUGACUUGAUCAUCUGAUGAUUUAUAUUUAAAAUGAAAAUCUGCUUGUCAAAUAUGGCUGCUAAAAAAACAUGUUUUAUUUUUCUAUUUUUAAGAGCAGAUAAUAGUGUUAUGUAAAAUAUGUCGGACCAUGAGGCUGCUGGAAUGAUGUCAGAUUUUCAAGUCAAUUCUGAAUGUAGACACUGAGUGGUACCUAAGCAAUUCUUAAUGAAAUAACUAUAUGCACACUAUAAUAUAAAAGAACUUAUAGUUUUAACUUUGUGACUAUGGCAUUUAAAAAUAUAUCAUCCAAUGAGGAUAUCCCACCAUUGUCAAGAACUCCUCACUUAUGAAUGCCAGAUGCUGCUCAUAUUUAAACCAACAGUACUACAAAUACUUUACUCACUUGUCUAUGUGCAGUUUGGUCUACAUAUGAAAACAUCAAUUUCUUGCUGACCUAAUAAAAGUAUUUCAGUUAUAAAACAUUAUCCUUCUUAAACGGUUGUUUAUAUUAGUAGCAGUUUGUUUUGCUGGUGGAUAGCAGAAGGUCAAUGAAUACUUAAUAAAACGGUCACUUUCAGACAAUUAUUUGUGAUUUAUGGGUGCAAUACACUUUAGAUACCUAGUGGUUGAUUUCUCAUUUGGUUAGCAGUUAUUCCUCCGGAUAUUUCAGAUACACGUGUACUCUCAGCUUGGGAAAGUGUGCAUGUGUCCUGAAGAGGAGUAAGGUGCUGCCUGACAUGUCUGACUUA